Molecule: messenger RNA, 5682 nt
Organism: Sorex araneus (European shrew)
Lineage: Eukaryota; Metazoa; Chordata; Mammalia; Eulipotyphla; Soricidae
Gene: ZNF846
Product: zinc finger protein 846
Exons: 6
Coding region: 2041-3786 (581 amino acids)
Biological process (GO): regulation of DNA-templated transcription
Source: RefSeq, a predicted model, not a curated record
ACAGUGGCCACAAAGAACCUGCUGUCCUAUAUUCUGCAAGGAAAAGUUACGCUUUAGAAUUCCUCUUUGUCUUUGCACUUCCCCCCCUCCCCCCGCAACUCAAAACGUUGCUGGCGUGGCGGGGAUGGGGGGAAGGACCAGGCUGGCCAUUGCAGGGAUGCGCGGAGCUGGCCACCGCGGGGAUGCGCGCGGCUGGCCACCGCCGGGAUGCGCGCGGAGCUGGCCACCGCGGGGAUGCGCGCGGAGCUGGCCAACGCGGGGAUGCGCGCGGAGCUGGCCACCGCGGGGAUGCGCGCGGAGCUGGCCACCGCGGGGAUGCGCGCGGCUGGUCACCGCCGGGAUGCGCGCGGCUGGCCACCGCCGGGAUGCGCGCAGCUGGCCACCGCGGGGAUGUUCUCGCCAGGAGCAUGAGCCUGCUGGCCCCAGGCUGCAGCCAGCUGGCUGUGUGAGGCCAGCACUCCUAAGAGACCAUGUGGUUCUGGGGGUGCCGCUCAGAGCUAUUGCGAGUGCCCACAUGGUGUUUACUUUGGAAAGUUGCCUGCAGGUAGAAAGAUAACAGCGUGUCUGUGUAAAUCGGAAUAAAAUUGAUCUUCCUAUUCCUGUGGGGUGGAAGAGAUAGGACCACAGAUAGGGAGCUGGCCUUGCAUACGGCAGACCGGGUUAGAUCCCCUGAGCCCCUCCAGGGUUGAUCUUAGAGCCGGGCCAGGAGUAAGCCCUAAGCAGCACCGGGUGUGGCCAAAAAAAAAAAAGUUCAGCUAAGGAUCAGCUGUAUCCUUAGCUGAACUCCCGCAGGUCUAGGGAUUUUAUGUUCAUUCCACAGUAGAGUUAUUUUGAACGCAGAGCCAGGAGUAAGCCCUGAGCACAGCCGGUUAUACCCCCAUUUUCUAAAAAAGAAAAAAAAUUAAAUUUCCAUUAACAGGAUACUUGAACUAAGUAAUUUUUCCCUACAUAGUGCUUCUGUAAAAGCAUGUACCUGAAGGCAGAAGAGUCAUAAAAUUUGGCUGGUCAGUAAAAUCUAAUCCGUGAUCAGAAUAAACUCCUCACCCCCUUUUUUUAAAAAACCAUUUUGCAUGUUUUGUCCUCAGCCAAGAACAGUUUUAUGACUUUGAAUCCUUUGAAAUUACUUACAUUUCUUUUCAUUUGUUCAGCAGAUUGAGUCUUUGAAAUCUGCCAGUUCUCUUUAGAAAGCCAUGUAUUUUGACAUUUCUGAUUUUUUUUAAUUGUCACAGUAUUUAUUAUUAUUAGCUUGCAUUUUGGGUCACACCAGUGAUGCUCAGGGGUUACUCCUGGCUCUGCACUCAGAAAUGACUCCUGGCAGUUCUUGGGGGACCAGAUGGGAUGCCAGGGAUCGAACCCGGGUAGCCCACAUGUAAGGUCAGUGCCCAACCCGCUGUACUACCUUUUCGGCUUCUGCCUUUAUUUUUAUUAAUUUAUAAUACUUUAUUUAUUUCUUGCUUUUUGGGUCACACCCAGCAAUGCACAGGGGGGUUACUCCUGGCUCAUGCACUCAGGAAUUACUUCUGGCAGUGCUCGGGGGACCAUAUGGGAUACUGGGAAUCAAACCCGGGUCGGCCGCAUGCAAGGAAAACGCCCUCCCCACUGUGCUAUCGCUCCAGCCCCCUAUAGUACAUAUUUUUAAUCAGACUUUUCUACAGCCAUAAUACGUUUUGCAUCAAAAGCAAUUCCGAAAUUUUUCAGACUGCGCAUGAAACAAUCUAAAUUGAUAAAUGCAUAUUUGAUGUUGUUAUUCUUGUCGAAUUAUCCAGUUUAGCUCAGAAUUCCUUUUUUGUAAAAAAUAAAUUUUGUAGGUCCCUGAGAGAGAGUACCGCGGGCAGGACGCUUGCUUUGCACGUAGCCAACCUGGAUUCAAUCCCCGGCAGCCCCAUUCCUGCGUACAGAGCCAGGAGUAACCCUUGAGCAUCACUGGGUGUGGCCUGAAAACCAAAGAGAAAAAAGAAACCAUAGGUCUGCUCCUGGCCAUCAGCUCUUCUCCUUAGAAGGACCCCCUCUACAUCCUGGGCAGAGCGGGAGGCCGGAAGAAUGGAGAUUGACAGUUGGACAGACGGUCCUCAGCAACCUAGGAGGAGGAAGAGGGGCGAGACUCCAAGACGGGUGGCUGGAGGGGGCGGUCCCACCUCCACCCCACCCCUAUGUAUGCUGGCCCAGGAUGCAGUGACCUUCCCCGACGUGGCUGUGAGCUUCACCCCGGAGGAGUGGACAUGCCUGGACGCCUCUCAGAGGAAGCUCUACAGGGACGUGAUGCUGGAGACGUGCCAGCACCUGCGGGCCAUUGGGAACCCGGGAUUGAAGUCCAGUGCCAUGUCUUGGCUGGAGGAAGAGGAGGAGGAACUGAGGGCAGUGGAUGAAGAGUGGGACCAGCAGCUUUCAAACUCGGACACAGAGCUUCAGCCAUCUGAUGCUGAGAGUGAAACACCCAUUAGAAUAAAAACGGAGCGGAUCGAGGACUGGGAGGUGUACGAGUGCGCGCAGUACGGGAAAGACUUCGGCGCCCCCGGGGAGACGCUGUCGGGCGGAGAGGCCGCCUCGGAGGACGAGGGCGGGAAAGGCCUCCUUGGCCCCAGGCGGAGACCGUCCCCCGGGAAGGCCUUGCUGGAGUCCACGGGACUGGCCGGCACCGCGGACGCAGCCGUGGACGGGAAGCACGGUGUAUUUGGCAGCUCCCCCUGUUUCCACCUCCACCCGGUGCACGCCGGGAUGGGCCCGUACCCGUGCCACGCCGAGUGCGGGCUCGACCUGCCGUGGCCCACUCACCUGGUGGACGCCCACGGCCCGGCGGCCUUCGGCCCGUCGCCACACCCUGCGGGGCCGCCCCGCAGCCCCGCCGAGGAAAAGGUGUUCAAGUGUGACAAGUGCUGGCGGGCCUUCGGCUCGCUGCCCAAGCUCACCCGCCACUUCGUCACACACACGGGCGAGAAGCCCUUCCAGUGCAACAUCUGCUUCAAGACCUUCACCAGCUCGUCCUACACGCUCAUCCACAAGCGCGUGCACACGGGCGAGAAGCCCUACGUGUGCCGGGAGUGCGGCAAGGCCUUCACGCGCUCGUCGGUGCUGGCCAAGCACGUGAAGAUCCACAGCGGCGAGAAGCCGUACGUGUGCCAGGCGUGCGGCAAGGCCUUCUCCAAGGCGUCUGGCCUGGGCGAGCACAUGAAGAUCCACAACUCCGAGAAGCCCUACGAGUGCAAGGAGUGCGGCAAGGCCUUCCUCAAGUCGUCGGGGCUGAGCGAGCACGUGAAGAUCCACACGGGCGUGAAGCCCUACAAGUGCGACAAGUGCGGCCGCGCCUUCUCGUCCUCGUCCAACCUCACCAAGCACUUCCGCACGCACACGGGCGAGAAGCCCUUCCAGUGCAACCUCUGCGGCAAGACCUUCACCACAUCGUCCUACGUGGUCAUCCACAAGCGCUCGCACACAGGCGAGAAGCCCUACGUGUGCAAGAAGUGCGGCAAGGCCUUCACGGCGUCCACGCGCCUCACCAAGCACCUGCACUCGCACAACGAGCGGCGCUACCCCUGCGAGCUGUGCGGCAAGGCCUUCGCCAAGGCCUCCAGCGUCCUCCUGCACAAGCGCACGCACACGGGCGACAAGGCCUUCGAGUGCGCCGAGUGCGGCCGCGCCUUCCUCAACUCGUCCGGCCUCACGGCCCACAUGAAGAUCCACGGCAGCGAGACGCCGUACCGGUGCAAGGAGUGUGGCGAGGCCUUCGCCCAGUUCGCCCUCCUGGCCAAGCACGAGGACACGCACUGGCGACAAGCCAUCGGCCUGUAGGAAGGGCCCGGAAGGCAUCCUCUGGCCUGGCCGUCUGGCCCGGCUUCCCCCCGCAGAUGGCGUCACGGGCCAGAGCCCGCAUUUGGCGUGGCUGGGCCACCGGUUCGGUUCCCAAGCCAUGUGGCCCCAUCAUCCCCCCACUGACCCGUGUCGCCCCGAAAACAGACAGAACAUUGACUUGGAGAGGAAGGUUCCAAGCGGGGCAAAGGUGGAAUGGCGUUUGCUUUCUCGUCACUUGCAGAUGAUUCUAGAAGCCCCUGGAGAGAAGGUGCUAGAAAAUUCUAGAACUUACCACCCCGACAGAGGGUUUAGAAGAUUCUAGAAGUCCCCCAGACAAGGUUCUGGAAGAGUCUAGGAGCUCCUGGAGAGAAGGGAGGGGAAACUGUAUUUCCUUCUGCUUUGCCAUUCCCGAGUGUUCCCACACUCCAGGGACCCCUCUUUCCUUCCAGGGGUGGGAGUUGGGGGCAUUUCGGCUCCCCUCUGGCUUUGGGGGGAUGGAUGUAUCGAAAAAAGCCCCAAGGACAACACAGGCCACGCUGGCUCCUCUGUUCGAAGAAGAGGAAGCUGGGGGUCCCCGCCAGAAGCAUCUCCUGCGGUGCGGAAGCCCCCAGAAGCCAGGUCUUGGCCCCCUUCCCCUGUGCCCCAUGGGGGGGACAAAAGCCUGACAGCUGCGUGUGAAUGUGCCACCACCCAGCCCUGCCCAACCACAGCGAACACAAGUACUGAGUACCCGGGGGGGCUGGGGGGUGAGAACUGGGUACCCAGGUACCAGCCCAUGACCCAAGCCGGGUCCGCCUGAGUGGAGCAGCUGUGGGAACUCGGGGAGGCCCCUGGGAGGGGUGUUCCUGUCGCAGGCCCGAAGGGGCCCAGGGCGCCCUCCCCUGCGGCUGCAGCCCCCACCCCUCCCCUCUGUCCCGGCGUCUCUGACAGAUGGAUUUGGCCUAUUCGGGCCUCCAGUGACUUUCUUUGGGGAGGUGCCGACUCCCAGGAGGUGUUCAGGGACCCUGGGCCACUCCUGGCGAUCCCUGACCAGGACCCAGCCUCGCGUGUGAUGCUGCAGGGACCACCAGGCUUCCCCCCCCCCACAGCUCCCAGACCCCUCCUCUGCCCCCCACCCCCCAGCUCAGAGCCGUGAGCUCCAGACUGUCCCGUAGUCACUAGACUUCCCAGCUAAGGCAGUGAGAAAAUCCACAUGUAACCUGGGCAGGUUUCCUCCCUGGCGCUGACGCUUUUCUGUAACUAUUUAUCAGGACGCUUGGGAUCAAUGGAAAUAGGUCAGCACAUCUGUGGGCCACCAGCACCCAUCAUCCUGGGGGCCUUGGGGUCCCCGUCCAGGAAGGAUGGAGGGUAGCAGGUGUUUCUUCACCCUGCAGAUACGCUUCCCAGCCUGCCUGGAACCCCACUUUCCUGACUCGAGUUGGGGCUCCGUGUCCUGGGGCCCCGGGCUGAGCCUGCCGGUGUGUGGGGCCCCGCGCCGGGGUCAGGGUUCGGCAUAUGAAGUGGACGUGCUCACCUGAGCUUGCCGUCUCAGGGACAGGGGUGACCCCGGGAGGAGCUCGACCCUGCAAAGCCCACCCCUCCCCCUGAGGUGUCCACUUUGCAAAAACAAAAGGCUGCGAUGAGCACGUUGGAGGGGCCGGAGACCAGAGGAUGGACGGGGCAGCUGACCCUGCCGUCAUUGCUCACGGGCUGCGUCUGCUCCUGACUCCAGCGCGCCCAGCAGUGCUCAAGGGCAGCUUCACUCCUGGCGCCUUGCUCGGGGUCGCUCCUGGCACGCUGGGAGUCCGGGCGGUGCCGAGGCGCCAACCCGCAGCCUCGGGCCUGCCGAGCCCGUGCCCUUUAAACAGCUCCAGCCCCUGGUCUUUUUCUUUUCUUUAAAUACAAUCUGAAAUGUCA